This is a messenger RNA of Monodelphis domestica (gray short-tailed opossum), 12109 nucleotides long. It is a transcript of the gene SEMA5A, whose product is annotated as semaphorin 5A. Gene Ontology annotation, molecular function: chemorepellent activity; semaphorin receptor binding. Gene Ontology annotation, cellular component: plasma membrane. Gene Ontology annotation, biological process: semaphorin-plexin signaling pathway; axon guidance; positive regulation of cell migration. Lineage: Eukaryota; Metazoa; Chordata; Mammalia; Didelphimorphia; Didelphidae. The record is from RefSeq and is a predicted model, not a curated record.
CGCUUGCUCAGGGCUUGCUGCAGCUGCUCCCGCUGUCGCGGCGUCGCUUUCCCUCCGGCCUCUCCCAGACACUGUGCUGUCUCUUCUGGGCUGUCCGGAGAUUUGGAGAUCCCCGGCUCUUUUCUACCUGCUGUUCGCCUACGGAACUGGAUUUAUCACCCAACUUUCCCAUCUCACCCCGGCCAAGCCGGUACUCGGUGAGAGCCUUGUCUCCUCUUCAAACCCGGCUCCUGGACCCAAGACACUGCCCCCCCGCGCCCCCAGCCCCCUGUGGGGGGUUUCGUGUUUUGGAGGGACGGGUGGGGGGGAGGGAAGGGGACUUAGGUGGGGGUCUAUCUAUUUGACUUCCUUUUGCGGGGACCUGAGAGGACCUGCGGAGCGUCUCCGAGCACUCAAGUGCUCGAUGACCUGGGCAAGAAGCCGGCACAGCACCUGGGCAAUUUGCCUACAUGAGAAAACAUUCAGAAAAAGAUUCUGUGUCUUUGAUGUGUACUCAUUUUAAGUGCUGAGAUUCGCCUGGCUCCUGAUCUGACUUCCUUUAACAGUACUUCUCACAGAUGAGUGGAAGAAGAACUUCCAGUUAAAAGAAAAGUGGGCAGUAACAAGGACCUCAUGGCUAUCAUGGAGGGAACUUACUUCAUCAUGUGGCUAGUUACAAGUUUGGGAUUGCUGGGAGUCAUACAACCAGUGGCAGCAGAAGAUAUGCAGUGUCAGAGAGCUGAACACCCAGUCAUUACCUAUAAAGAAAUUGUCCCCUGGUUACAUGAGUUCAGAGCGAAGAAUGCUGUGGACUUCUCUCAGCUAACAUUUGAUCCAGGACAGAAAGAACUUGUUGUAGGAGCCAGAAAUUACCUCUUCAGGUUGAAGCUUGAGGAUUUGUCGCUGAUCCAGGCUGUGGAGUGGGAAUGUGAUGAAGCUACUAAAAGAGCUUGUUACAGCAAGGGGAAGUCUAAGGAUGAAUGUCAAAAUUAUAUCCGUGUUCUUCUGGUGGGAGGUGACCGGUUAUUCACUUGUGGAACCAAUGCUUUUACACCUAUUUGCACCAAUCGAACGUUGAGUAAUCUGACUGAAAUACAUGAUCAGAUCAGUGGUAUGGCUCGGUGUCCCUAUAGUCCCCAACAUAACUCCACAGCCUUGCUUACUUCUGGUGGAGAGCUGUAUGCUGCAACUGCUAUGGAUUUCCCAGGAAGAGAUCCUGCCAUUUACAGAAGCCUCGGGAUCCUCCCUCCCCUACGCACUGCACAGUACAACUCCAAAUGGCUAAAUGAACCAAAUUUUGUAGCAUCCUAUGAUAUUGGGAACUUCACCUAUUUCUUCUUCCGGGAAAAUGCUGUGGAGCAUGACUGUGGGAAAACUGUUUUCUCCAGGGCUGCCCGUGUUUGUAAAAAUGACAUUGGAGGCAGAUUUUUGCUGGAGGAUACAUGGACCACCUUCAUGAAGGCUCGGCUCAACUGUUCCCGCCCUGGAGAAGUUCCUUUUUACUACAAUGAACUACAGAGUACAUUUUUCCUUCCUGAACUGGAUUUAAUCUAUGGGAUAUUUACCACUAAUGUGAACAGUAUAGCUGCUUCUGCUGUGUGCGUGUUCAAUCUGAGUGCCAUCUCUCAGGCAUUCAAUGGACCUUUCAAAUAUCAGGAAAAUUCUCGCUCAGCGUGGCUACCUUACCCGAAUCCCAAUCCCAAUUUUCAGUGUGGUACAGUAGAUCAAGGCUUAUAUGUGAACCUGACAGAAAGAAACCUUCAAGAUGCUCAAAAGUUCAUUCUAAUGCAUGAGGUAGUCCAGCCCGUUACUACAAUUCCUUACUUCAUGGAAGACAACACUCGGUUUUCUCAUGUUGUAGUAGAUGUCGUUCAAGGCAAAGACAUGCUUUUCCAUAUCAUCUAUCUGGCUACAGAUUAUGGCACAAUUAAGAAGGUCCUGGCCCCGAUGAACCUGACUGCCAGUAGCUGUUUGCUUGAGGAGAUUGAGCUGUUCCCUGAAAGGCAGAGAGAGCCCAUAAGGAGCCUGCAGAUUUUGCACAGCCAAAGUGUUCUGUUCGUGGGUCUUCAGGAGCACGUGGCCAAGAUCCCCUUGAAGAGAUGCCUCUUUUAUACCUCGCGCAGUGCUUGUAUUGGAGCCCAAGAUCCCUAUUGUGGCUGGGAUGUAGUGAUGAAGAAAUGUACCACCUUGGAAGAGAGCCUGAGCAUGAGCCAGUGGGAGCAGAAUAUCUCGACAUGUCCAACAAGGAAUUUAACAGUGGAUGGAAAUUAUGGAGCAUGGUCACCAUGGACACCUUGUACUCAUACGGAUGGAAAUAUGGUUGGUUCUUGCCUCUGUCGAACUCGUUCCUGUGAUAAUCCUUCUCCUCAGUGUGGAGGCUGGCAGUGUGAGGGCCCAAGCAUGGAAAUUGCUAAUUGUUCCAGAAAUGGAGGCUGGACUCCUUGGACCUCUUGGUCACCGUGUAGUACAACUUGUGGCAUUGGUUUCCAAGUUCGUCAGCGUUCUUGCAGCAAUCCCACCCCUCGCCAUGGAGGCCGGGUGUGUGUGGGACAGAACCGGGAGGAAAGAUACUGUAAUGAACAUUUGCUGUGCCCCCCACACAUGUUUUGGACAGGCUGGGGCCCGUGGGAACGUUGCACUGCCCAGUGUGGGGGUGGGAUCCAAGCUCGCCGCAGGACCUGUGAGAACGGGCCAGACUGCCCAGGCUGUAAUGUGGAAUAUCAGCCAUGUAAUACAAACUCAUGUCCAGAGCUGAAAAAAACCACACCUUGGACCCCUUGGACUCCUGUCAACAUCUCUGACAAUGGAGGUCACUAUGAACAACGGUUCCGUUACACUUGCAAGGCUCGGCUGCCUGACCCCAAUUUGCUGGAGGUGGGAAGGCAAAGGAUUGAAAUGCGUUACUGUUCCAGUGAUGGUACCAGUGGCUGUUCCACAGAUGGACUCUCUGGAGAUUUCUUGCGAUCUGGAAGAUACUCUGCCCAUACCAUCAAUGGUGCAUGGUCAGCAUGGACUCCUUGGUCCCAAUGUAGUCGAGACUGCAGCCGAGGCAUUCGAAACCGCAAACGGGUCUGUAACAACCCUGAACCCAAAUAUGGAGGACUUCCCUGUCUUGGUCCAUCAUUGGAAUACCAGGAAUGUAAUAUCUUGCCCUGCCCAGUUGAUGGAGUUUGGUCUUGUUGGUCACCAUGGUCAAAGUGCUCAGCCACCUGUGGAGGUGGACAUUAUAUGAGGACCCGGUCAUGCACAAACCCUGCCCCUGCAUAUGGAGGAGACAUAUGCCUUGGUCUCCAUACUGAAGAGGCCCUCUGCAACACGCAGCCAUGUCCAGAUAGCUGGUCGGAUUGGUCAGACUGGUCCGAGUGUGACUCUUCUGGAACUCAAUUCCGAGUCCGUCAGUGUAUCAUUUUAUUUCCUGUGGGCAACCAAUGUUCUGGAAAUACCACAGAAAGUCGAUCUUGUGUUUUUGAUUCUAACUUCAUUCCAGAAAUAUCUGUAGCAAGAUCCAGUAGUGUAGAAGAAAAAAGAUGUGGUGAGUUCAACAUGUUCCAUAUGAUUGCAGUAGGAUUAAGCAGCUCUAUUCUUGGUUGCCUUCUUACUCUGCUCAUCUAUACAUACUGCCAGCGAUACCAGCAGCAGGCCCACGAUGCCACUGUCAUCCAUCCAGUCUCACCAGCUCCUCUUAACACAAGCAUAACCAACCACAUCAACAAACUGGAUAAAUAUGAUUCUGUAGAAGCCAUCAAGGCAUUUAACAAAAACAACUUGAUCCUAGAGGAAAGAAACAAAUACUUCAAUCCACACCUCACUGCAAAGACCUAUUCUAACGCCUAUUUUACAGAUCUCAAUAAUUAUGAUGAGUACUAAUAGCUCUUAUAUUUUUGGUCUCUUGUAAUUCCCCAGUCCCCCAAGGCCUGUGCUACAUGACUGCCCAUGUGUUUGAGGCUUCAGAGAUGAAGUUUGGAGACAUUUCAAGCACACCUCAAGCCAUCAGUGUCCCAUUGCUGCCAAAAAUACAUACCCUAAUACAACAUAAACUGUGUGACAUCAUGAAAAUUUGGUCUCCGGCACCUGUUCAUAGUUGAAUGAGCCAUGAGAAAUACUGUAUGUCACUGUGUGAGAAGUUUUAUAAUUGUGGUCAGUCAAAUUUCUCUAACAAGUUGAGGAUUAUUUUCUUGAACUUUUUUGUAAUUGUGCUACCUGCCUUUGGAGAUUUCCUUAAGUAAAGUACCACUGGGUUCCUUUAGGUGUGUUCUUUCAAGAUAUUUUAUAAGAGGAAAAUGAGCAAUUGAUGAUGAGUCUCUCUAAAGUGAAGCAUUCAGGUCUUUGUAACACUGUAUAAAAUUCUGAAGAAAAAGUUUACCAUACAGAUGUUCCACAGUGACCCCAGAUGUUCCCCAAUCUAAAGAAUGCUCUGGCUGGAAUGCCUGGAAGCAACCGCUCCUCUUUUUUGGAUUGGAAAUGGAAUCUAGCCUGAGUAAGCCAGGAAAUACGAGAUGGCUUAUAUCUGCAAAGAAGAUUACAUGAACCCUUGAGACAACUCAAGCCUUUUAUCUUGUCACACUGGUUAUUUUGGUUAGUUGGCGAAGAGGGUAGAGAGGUGAGGUGCAGAUUCCCUUUGAAAGUUUCUGCAUGUUAUCGGUUAGCUAGUCUUCUUGUAACAUUCGGAUGUGCAUGGCAUUCCAAAGUCCUCCCCUCUCCGUGUUGUUUGCAUAAGGGAUCCACACAUCUGGCCCAUUGAAACACUCAAGGAAGCCAAACCAUGAACUAACCAACUGCAUAAUAAUUGACUCACUCCUCUCUCCUUGGCUGGCUUGGGAACAAAUGGACAACACAGAACUGCUUUUCUGGUUACAAAUCUGUUUAUCCAUGCCUGUUUUUUGACAGAUAAACCAAAUGCAAUUGUGUUAUGAAAGGCAACUUUUUUGCCAUGCUCCUGAAGUAUCUGAUAUACAUUAAUCACUUCCUGACAAGAGCAUUAAUGGUGUUGUUUAAAGUGGGCUUCCUGUAAGCCAAAUGCUGUAAAUAUUUAAAACUAAGUUUAAAGCUAUCAUUUUCUGCCUGUAACUUCAGGGAAGGAGACUGAUAACUAGUUGUUACUUAUGUUGUGCCACUGCCCACGUUCUCAGAGUACCUUCUCUUGAUGCGGCACGUCAACCUACAUCUGAAGCAAUUAACUUCGAGGAUUGCCAUAGAGAGACAAAGACGUGCCCAUAAAUGGCCCUGAGAUUCUGAGAAAUGCUUGAUAAAAGAAACAUUUCAGAGUGCUUUAGUAUUCAGCACUAUCCACAGACAUUUCCCAGAUAGUCGAAAAAAGUCAAAUGAUGUGAAUGUAAACAUAUGGUACACAACUGUGGUAUGGGGUGAUGAUAUUUGAACAAUUUCUCUUAAAGUGAAAACAGCAAAACAUAUUUCACCUCAACAAUUCUUGACAUUCUGACAAAAAACAACACACAAAUGAUAAACAUACACAUUUGUUGUAUCUGUUAGAAAACCCACUUUGAUAUUGGUAAAAUAGCCCUGAAGGGAUACUGAAUGAUAGAGAUAAAUUCUACGGAUGUGUACCUGGGAAUAUUUUACUCAAGGCAAGGUCAAAGCUAGAAUUUAAGGUUAGAAAAACCCAUGAUGGACCAUGUAAUACUGUUGAAUUAAGAAAAGUUUCUCCUCUCUCUCUCUCUCUAUAUAUAUAUAUGUUCAACAACUACUCUGUAGUAAAGUUUUAAAAGGUAGAUAAUCUCUGGUAAUCUGAUGGCAUCUGGGUGCUUCUCCAAUGAUGAGCUCAUCUCGUACCAUAGGUGUUAUUUAACUGCAUCAUCAGAUUGUGUCUUGUGUAUGUGGAUUUAUGUUUAAUGAAUGAAACUCAGAACAGUUUCUGCAUUGUUUUCGCUAUUUGUGGUGUUUGUUUUGAUCCUUCAUAGAUGUCCCAACCUAUCCCAUCACUUCUUCAAAAGGAACAGUGGUGUCCCUGGAUACUUCCUUAUUUCCAUUUUUCCCUCUGAAAGAUUUUCUUGUCUUUAAAAAUGAGGCUAUGUAUUUCCCCCCAGGAUAAGAGGAAAUUAAUGCUUCAAGUCCAAUAGACCAGUUGGAAAAAGCUUUUAGAAUGAGAGCCAGUCUGGUAUUAUUAAGAGUUUUAUUUAGCAUCUAGGGGGAAAUAACAGAAUUUUCAUAUAAAUAACACAAUUCUAAAGAUACCCACUGCCAAAAAACCUUUUCUCUGAUUUCCUGCAGGCUAUUCAAAUAGAUUUUUUUUUGCAUUCUGAAUUUUACAAAUUUUAAAUAGCAGCAAUUAGAUUAGAGUAACUAAAAUAUAUACAUUUCUUGAAAUAUUUUAGCCAUAUGUGAUAUUCUUAAUUUUUCAAUAAUUUUAGUCAUUUCAUACAUGUAUUAUAUACUUUAUAUAUCAUGCAUCUACACAAUUUGUCCACAUAAUAAUAACUGAACACCACUAGCAGAAAGCACUUAUAUAAAAUUGUUUUAGACAUUAUAAAGCUUUGAAUUUCUGCAGAAACUUUGAAGACUAUCUUGACCCCUCCCACUUUUAUUUUCUUGUAUAGCUUGAAUUUCUUUUUCCAUUCUAAUAAAACUCAAGUCACAGCCUUGACUUGAUGCUAUGUAGUGAAUCAUUGAUGCUAUGUAGUGAAUCAUUGGAAGGACAUCAGUUCAUUUUAACAUAGUUCCUCUUACAAAUCAGUCUUCAGAUUGGUUGAACUUGAAGGUCAGGUGAAUUUCACUCCAAAGCUGGCUUUUAGUCUUAUAAUUUUGAUUCUCUCCUAGUAAUUCUUCUAGUGUUCAAAGUUAGUAUCUCCUAAGAUAACGUAGUAGCUGGGAUGCUGGACAUGGAGUCAGGAAGCUUGGGUUCAAAUCUCAUUUCAUCCAUUUACUAGAUGUGUGAUCCCACAAGAAAAGAAAAAAUAUAUAAAUAAUAUAGUAUCCGGAUAGUGCAUAUAAGGAAAGUUAGACACCAGUAAAGCAAUAUAAGAAAAUAACAUCAAAAAUGAAAUUGAGAGAUUAUAUCAGAGAUCUACUCUCUUUCUAGACAGGGAAUAGAUGUAUGGUAAUUAUACUUCUGCUAGUACAUAUAUAUCAUAUAUAUAUUUAAUUUCAACCUAAGCAUAUGGGUGUUUUUAUGCUUUUGAAUAUUAUUUCAGCCAUCUUCAUUUCCCUAUUCCUACAGCACAUUUUUAAUAAUUCUAAAUAAAUAAUGUUUAAUUAGGAUCAUAGUUUUCACAUUGGAGUAAUGAUAUCCGAGUGAUCCUAAUGAAGUUGAGAAGAGAAGACAUGAAAUGUAUAACAUCCCUUUAUGCAUCUUACAUGUGAACAUAAGUAUUUACAUAUAAUAUAAAGCCCAUCUCACUCAUAUUGAAUAAAGGAUAUAUUAGGUUAAUUGAAUCCUAAAAUUAUGCAAAACAGAAAAUGAAGAAAAAUAAAGGAAAUUAUAAUAUUUUUCAUUUUAACAACAUAAAUUUUCAUUGCAACAUUUUUUCUUUAAAAAAAUCCCUGAAGAGAAAUAGGAAAUGUUAGCAUUUGCAUUUGCUCUCAGGUAGAUUUUUAAAUCAUUGAAUCCUUAUGAUGUGACACUGAAAUGACAAUGUUUAAGAUGAGGUCAUCUUAUUUCACCAGUUGGCCUCUAAAACAAUGAAAAACAUAAAUAUCCAAAUAACUUUAAGUGGAAUUUUGUGGCCAUUGAUUACAAUUUAAAAAAUGGGUAAAGCUUUAAAAUUACACUGUUGAAGGGCCUGGUUUUUCAGAUGUCAGUAAAAGAAGGCAUGUUAGAGUAGAAUUUCUCUUAAAACACAUAAAAAGUCAUAUUUUUGUAUCAAGCAAAAUAGAUUAUUUGAUCUGACUGUUUUCUUCACUACAUACUACAAAUGAAGCAUUUCCCCUUUAAAGUUACUAAGGCCUUAGGAUACUUUGGAGUGUUUUCCUGCCUUUCAGUAAAUCGGUGCAGGCGAUUCCCCAAAGCUUUCCAAAAGCUUUCCACAUCAGCUGCAUACACACAAUGGCAUAAAAAUGUCUGUAGCCUUUGGAUAUCAUUUAAUAGUUCACUGUGUUUCUUGUGCAUGAAUUUGUACUGUAGCAUCACCUGUAUCUGAAUGUCGCUUUUAAUCUACUACUGCUAUUUACAAAGACAGUGCCAUAGAAUCCCCUCAUAGAAGAAGGCUUUAGGGUAGAUAACAGUUAGGAACAGCUGGAGUGAGUGAAAGUGUUGAUCUGUGCAAAUCUAAACCCAAAAGUUCUUAGUGUGGAAGACUUGCUAGAGGUGUUCCUGCAUGAUCAGUACAUUUCAGGGACAGAGGAAGCUUGGUUGAUGUGUAUUUACACAAACCAUUGGCAGCUGGCCCUUGUGGAGGGGGAGGCCACUCUAAUGGAGCCUCCAUGCUUACUCAGUUGUGUUUGGUGGUUUCUGCUACAAUCCACCCACAGUCAACCCACCAACAAAUGAGGGUAGAAGUUUUUAAGAAAGAGGAAUCAGACCACAUUAGAAACAAUUAAAAUACUGGAAAUUCAAUGGUAUUUGUUUGUCUUUGCAAGAGUUCUAAGGAGGUUUAUCUUGGUGAGAGUCAAAAUUGUUCACAGUGAUCAUGCAGAUAGAGAAAAGGAAACCUUUGUAGACUAUUUCUGCUGAUUUUUAUUUGAUACUCAAGCAAAAUAAAUUAAUUUUACUAUAAACCCAAAGAAAGCAUAGUAAAGGAAGGAAGUAUACUGCAAAACUAUAUCAUGAAUUUGGAAAUGGAUGUUGAACAUUAUUAUUACAUGCAUUUGGUAAAAUAAAAUAUAUUUGAAUUGUUUGAAAGGCGAUUUUCCUAAAAUAAACAUAUUAUAUAUGUAUGUAUGCAUAUACAUACUUAUAUAGGUUUAUGAAGUCCAUUGUACUUUGGCAUGAUAGAAAAAAAUUUUAAUUUGGGAAUUACACUUCAUAUGGAGAUAACCUCCAUUCAGGUCCAUAAAAGAGAACUAUAAAGAUGGUGUAGUGGAGAGAAAGCUAAAGUCUGGAAGUGCAGAAAACUUGAUUCAAUUCCCAUGUCUGCCAUUAACUUCCUGGGCAGGCUACCUCACUUUUUUAAACUUUGGUGUCUUCAUCUGCAAAGUUAGGAGAUUAGACUACAUGUUCUCAAAGGCCUUUUCUGUCUAUUACUACCCUUCAAAGAAAUGUGUACAUGAAGAUGUAGUUGAUUUUCGUAGAAAUAGUUAUUAAGCAAUAUAUUUUCCUGCAUUCUACUAUACACAAAACAGGGUUUUUUAUUAUUACUUUUUUGGUGCUUCGCACCCUUGAAAUAUGGUGGAAAAGACCAAAUAAUUCAGUUUUAUUUAUUGAAUUUAUAGAUGAUUUCUGAAAAUAGAGAAUUCCUCUUCCUUUUGUGUGUCUCAAUGGGCAAACAAAGAUGAUAUAAUAAACAAUGAUAGUACAUAAAAACUAUCUAAAAUGAGGUCUAUUCAAAAUAUUCACACAAUUUAACAUGAUAAUUGACCAAUAAAUAUGAUAAAAUACAACUUAAUCCAGAAUUAGGAGUACCUAAUUCAUAAGCUCCUAGAAAUCUUUGAAUAGUCACAGUCCUGGAGGAAAGAAGACUCCAACUAUUUUAAAAUUUCCUGAAAAUCAUGUUGAUUUAAUCAUGUAAAAUGUUCAAACUGAGAGUCAAGUGCUUAUUUCCAGCUUGGGCAAAAAACAGCAACUCAUUUCUGUAACUUAAUGAAACAGUUUUCUCAAAACAAUCUUAAAGAUUAAUUAGUAUUACCAUUUUACGUGUGAUAAAACAGAUUCAACAAAGUUACGCUGUAUAUCGAUUGUUACAAAACUAAUAUUUAUUAAGACUUUGUGUAUAUAUUAAUACACACAAAUUAAAUCAAUUUUUAAAACUAACUUUCUUUGAAAUAUAUCAGUUUUACCUAGUUGAAAUUAAGAUACAACUAAUGUAAAAUGUAAGUGUAGGAGCAAAAAGGCAGUCACCUUGAACAUACAUUCCUAGAAAUAGGAAAAAACAGAAAUCAGCUUCUUUUUUCUAAAACAAAAGGCUAACGAGAGGCAAAAGAAAAGCUUUGUCUUUCUUUGAUGACAUCAAUCUGUUCUGUAGCAAUUUAACACUGAUAGUUGAGACUGAAAAUGAUGUCACUGUCAGAUUAGAGGUUUACAGCUGGAAAGAAAAUUCUGAUUUUAGACAAUCCAAAUUUCAUCUCUUUACAAUUUCUCCCAGGUAAAUACCUUCUUGGGCCACUCAUAUAAGGAUUUAAAUUUCCUCUGAAAAACCUAGAUUAGUGCCUUGCAGAAGGCGAACAUUUGCUUAUUUCAUCAAUAUGUUAUUUGUUCCAAUUAACAAAAGAUAAUGAGAUAUGGGAAAUAUUGUUUCAGAAAUCAUUUUCACAUGUCCCUUUGAACUCAGGAAUGGUAAAAGAUUAAGAACAUUUACUUGGUUAUUCAUUUUUAAUGUAGCCUCAUGGUAAGUGCUCUACAUCAGUAUGACUUUAGAGAAUUUUUGUUGUCCUUUAAAUAUUUUCUUCAUGUUCCAAAGAACAUUGAAGGACAUUUUCUGUAUCCGUAUUGUCAUUGAGAUGCCUACAGACUUCAGAAGUUUUGUUAUUGUUCCUGUCAUUCCCUCAUCCAUAGAAACAGGAAAGUUGUUCACAGGUCACUGACAGCUGCUGGAUACAUGGUGGGUGGCAGAAUGAAGGAUGACUUUCGAGAUUAAGCCUGACUCCUGAUUCUUUUUUUCAGUUGAUUUCAAAGCCACAACACAAAGUUACAAAUUCAGGGCACCACUGUCUCCCAUUAAAAGACACGGACAUUUGCCAAUCCCACUGAACUCCUACUUAACUCCUUUAAACCAUAACUGUGGAUCUAAAAGGACCUCUUACUUUUCUACUGUGAAAGAAAGGCUUUGAAUGAACCUAGCAGCCUGUGCAACUCGCCAAGGCAUCAUGUAAGAAAAUGCUUAUGCUCUGACCAAUGCAAGAUUUGUUUAAGCAUUUGAUGAAGUCAGUAUGAUUCUUUGUACCAUUUAAUCUGUGUAGGAAGCAGCUUCUCCUUCAGAAGAUGUCAUGUCACUGUGUUAUCCCAACAUUGCAACAGAGGACUCAGCAGCAUUUCUUUGGGGAAUUAAAAAAAUGAACACACGGAAGGAUUAUUUCUUCAUUAAAUCUUCUCCACAGUCAAGCCUCAUUGUUCGACGUCUUUUGCAUGAUGUUGCUCUUGUCUUCAGAGCAGUUAUUUUUGCUUCUUAAAACCUGGGACUGCCUCAUAAGAAAUUGACUGGUUUUGUUGUUGUUUUUAACUUUGAUAACAAAAUGGAGUUCAGUUGUCCAGUCUAGAUGCUCUAGGGUUGCCAGGUUGCUCCUAACGCUGGUCUUUAGACAUUCCACCUUAGAUCUGAGCCCUCUUCUCCUUAUUUUCCCCAUGUCAAUCAGCAUGAACCAUUCUUAAAACAAGUUUGCUAGACAUUUCUAGCAGAAAUUUCCAUUGUUUCAUUUUUGUCCUUGCUGUUUGUCAUUCAAAGAGUCUUCAGUGUUUGCAAUAGUGCUAAUACUACAACUCAGAUGAGUUUUUAAUGAGAAUUGAAAGACCAAUAGUUAAAAAACAAUCUGCUUAAGACAUUGAUUGUGAAUAUGAAUUGCCUCCAAAAGGUUCAUUUGUUGACAACUCAGCCAUGGGGCUCAUUACCUGUUGCCUUCAUUCUAUUAUUGCCACUUUUAGAAACAGGUAAUGGCUUACCCAGCCAAUCAAUGGAAACAAAUUCUAAUAGGCAUCUAGCAUCAACUCUGGAGAAAAUUACUAAAUUUCUUAAAAGUGCAAUUAGCCAUCAUUAUGCAAGUGAUACUGUUGUUUUCACUGCAGACUUGAUUGCCAAUUUCUGUAUCCAAAGUCAAUUUGUCAUCAGAGACUUUGUAAAUUGAUAGACAGUAAACUUGGCAAUUGCCUCCAAUGCAACUUGUUCCGCUCCCCAGGUUCACCCCUAUAUCAUCUCUGACAAAAAAAUUUUGGUAAAAAAAAAAAAGAAGAAAAGAAGAUGAAUCCUGAUCAUGUACAGUAUAAAUUGUAUUAUAUUUUUUGUACUUAUGCUUUAUGUAAAUAGUUUGUCUCAUUUGGUUGUUUCAAUUGUAUGUGAGCAUUGAAAAUAAAUCCCUACCCUUUAGGAAA